ACUUGUGAAAAUGGCAUAAUUCUAAAUUUGCCCCCUCCCACCUCGUCCCCGUCCCCGGCCCCGGCCCCGGCCCCGCAUCUCUCUCUCGCCCUGCCGUCUCCGGAGUCUGGAGCUGCUCUCACAACCCCACACGCGCGCACUCGACCCCGACCCCCGACCUCGUCCACCACCCGCUUGGCGCGCGCGCAGUCCUUACAGAUUUCCUCGCCCGGGGUGGCGGUGAGGCCUCGCACCGAUGAGCUCGGGGACCGUCGCGGCCUCGGACCCUGGGGGUGGCGAGACGAAGCUGGUGGCGGGAGAUGACGUCACAAUAUCGGAAGCUGCGGGCGAUAUGCCUGCGUUCGCCGCCGAUUUGAAAGUGGAGGAGAAGGCUACGUUGACGAUGGAUGUGGCUCAUGAAAGGGGAGAUAUGGCGGUGAGCGACCCACUCUACGCGACUGAGUCGGCUGGGAUGGUUGGUACCGAAGGGCACGGAGAUGAGCCCGUGGAGGACGUGGAUGCGGUGAACGGAGAGGACGGUGGCGAGGAGGGGACGCAAGAAGCAGGAGCUGGUGGUCUGCUGACUGAGACGGAGAGGAAGCCGGUUCUAGUGGUAGAUGUGCCUGCUGCUGCUGGUUCUGCCGCUCCUGAACAUGCUGAAGCCGCCUAUUGCAUUUCAGAAUCCAACAAAGUCGAAGAAAAUCAUGUAAAUGCGGAGCCUGGGAGAAAGAAUAAUGAAAGUGAUCAUGGUGUAGUGCCUUCUGAUAAGGAAAUACAGAACAAUGUGCCUGGUGACAUGGAGGAAAGCUCCGAGGAACAUGAAGGUGAUGGAGCACCUGUAGUUGACCAGCCCAAUAACACAUCUGAAAUGCUCCCACAAACAGGAGAGCAGUUUCCUGACAGUGGAAAUAGCCCAGACAGCAACUUAGAGGCUGCUAGUCUGGGGAAUGUUGAUCAGGGUGCUAGAUACCGCCUCCCACCUCUUGAUAAAGGCAGGUUUCAAGUUGCUGAUCUUGUCUGGGGUAAAGUGAAAAGUCAUCCUUGGUGGCCUGGUGAAAUUUUUGAUCCAACAGAUGCAUCUGAAUUGGCGCUGAAGCAUCGGAAAAAGGGCAGCCACUUGGUAGCUUAUUUUGGUGACAGUACUUUUGCAUGGUGCGAUGAAUCCCAGUUGAAGCCUUUUGUAACAAAUUAUUCACAAAUGGAGAAGCAGAGCAGUUCAGAUGGCUUUGUUGGGUCAGUUAAUAAUGCACUUGAAGAACUGUCAAGGCGGGUACUGUCAGGUUUGAGCUGCUCUUGUUUGGCAGAAGAGCUUGCUGAUAAUGGUAUGUCAUAUACGGUUGAUAAUGCUGGGCUCAAGGAUGGAGUUACUUGUUCUGCAGUUAAUCGGCCUGAGAUCUUGAACUGUUUCAGUCCAGAAAACCUUCUUAAUUAUAUUAAGGAGUUAGCUCUAUUUCCUGGCCAGGGAGGUGAUCUAUUGGAGUUAGUGAUAGCGUGUUCUCAACUUACAUCUUUCUAUCGAUCUAAGGGAUGUCCUGAACUUGCAUCAUUUCAAACUAGUGAUGCGUGGGUUGAGGAUGAUCUGGAUGGUAUAGACACUUUGUCCACCCAGAAUGUAAUGGUGGAGGAACCUGUGAUUAACGAAGUGCAGCCUACUCAAGAUAAGCCCAAAAGGGGCAGGGGGAGACCUCGGAAACAAAAGGCUGGUCAUGACCAGGUGGUGAUGGAGAAAAGGAGCACAUCUAAUCAGGUCAAUGAUACUAGCUACAAUGAGAAGAAAAGAAACCUCAAAUCAUUUGAAGAUUCAGAGAAGUCAUCAGCUCCAACUGGUGGUGGUUCUUUCAAGAUUGGUGAGUGUAUUCGGCGAGCUGCAAGCCAGCUGACAGGAUCUUCAUCUAUUAUGAAGGCUCAGAAUGAACCAACAGUCUAUAAUAACGCUGCUGAAGGAGAGAAUGGGGAAUUUGAUGUCUCUAGUGAUGAUGCUGGUGAUGAACUUACUGUGGAGAAACGAGCAAAAAGGAGGCGUCUGCACAUAAAUCACGCUGCAGAUCCCAGGGAAUUACUGUCACAACUAUGCUUGGUUGCAACAGAGCCAAUGAAUGGAUAUAGUUUCUCAGCAAUGAUAAUCGGUUACUUCAACGAUUACAGAAACUAUAUUGUUUCUACUACUACUGAAGCAAACAUUGUUGAUAAAGGUACAUCUAGAAGAGGGAGGAAGAGAAAAGAAGUUAUACCUUCUCCUGAGGUAGAGACAACGGAUCAUAUGCAGGACUCGUAUUGGUCCGGAUUGAGCUUGUAUAAUCACCCAGUUCAUGACCUAAAAAGAGAGAGUCCGACUACAAGGCCAAGACGGAAACGGAGAUCCUCAAGACAUGCAUAUAUACCUUUGUCGGAACUUGGGGAGCCGGUUCCUAAAAAACAGAUACAAGUGAUGGAAAGAUCUAUCAUCCAUGUCGAUGAGAAGAUGGUUGAUGAGUUGAAGCCCACUGCACUUGUUUUGACCUUUGGCAGGUCAGCGUCUAUUCCUUCAGAACUGGAUCUUGUUAAGAUGUUCAGUCUCUAUGGUCCACUGAAAGAAAGGGGGACAAAAGUACAUAGGGAAACAAAUACUGUUAAGGUUGUCUUCAAGAAACGUGUCGAUGCUGAAAGGGCUUUUAGUGCUGCAGGCAAGUAUAGCACUUUUGGACCUUCGCUUCGAAGUUACCGUCUUGUCAGUAUGCCACUUUCUCCAGAGACACAAUCAGCAAAUAAUCCUGAAAAUCAUGGCUUGGAGAUUCCAGGUUUGAAUAUGUCCGAAGCUCCUAAGGAUUCCAUGGAAGUUGACCUGGUGCAGAAAACAGAUAAAGUAAAAGUUACAGGAGAACUGUCAUCUGAAGAAGUUGAGACUGUAAGGCAAACAUGUCUAGUGGAAGCUGCAGACAGUACAUUUGUCAGUGAAGUUGACAGGCUUGAGAAAGCAGGAAAUAUUGAUGCUGAGCUAAUUGUCCAUGUGAAUCAGAUUGGGGAAGGUGCAGAAGCUGCAUCUGUAUCUGAAGAGUCAUCUCAGCAAGUGGGUGACAUUGAGCAAGCUUACACUCAAAAGGCAGCGUCAGUCAGUGAUCUACCCACAGAGAUAGAAACCUUACAUUCUGAUGCUAUAAUAAAAGAGUUGCCUCAGAAGGCUCCAGAUAAUAUGCAAACUGAUAUAGCCACGGCCCCAAAACAGAGUCACAAUCCAGGAGAUAAUGCUGUAUUUGAAGCUGUCACUGAAGUGCCAAGUACUGCACAAGAUCAUAGUGAGGAUGAUGUUGGGGAUGAAGUUCCAGAAGAGCACACUGUAUUUCCUGUGUUACAAAGUCAAACCCCUGGUGAGAAGCUAGUGGGGCAAUCUGAAACUGAACAAAAAGUGGGACCUGAAGAUCCAAAGUCACAAGCUGAAAAUUUGACUGUUGAACCUGUCGUACAAGGUGCAGUCGAGCAAGUAGAAAUUGAACUGGAAUCCAAAACUACUGUUGAAGUGUCAUGCGAACAAGGCUAUAGUAUUGAGCAGACUGUUAACAUGGAAGCUGUAAUUGAAGCAUCAGGUGGACAACUUGAGGUGGGAAGACGAAUUUCAGAAGAUGAAUCUAUGGCUGAUGCAAAUAUUGAGCACUCUAUGGUCAUGGUUGAUGAAACUGUGGAGGCAAAAGUAGUACCACUCGAGGAGAGUACAGAGAAUAAUGCUGCUACCAUAGGAGUAGUUGAGGAGACAGCUGAAGGUGAAACUAAGGAGGAAGCACCAGACGAGAAGGGGAAAAUAGAAAAUAAUGAAGAUGCUGACAAAUUAGCUGGAGAGACCAGGGCAGGUGAAAUUACAGUUGAGGCACCAGAUGAGAAAACAGAAAUUAAAGCAGAUGCUGACACACCAGCUGGUGAGACCAAAGAAUGUGAAAUUACAGUAGAGGCACCAGAUGAGAAAAUAGCAAACAAAGGUAUUGUUGAACCAAUAAUCAGGGAGAUAACUGAAGAUCAAACUGCAGCUGGAGAACCAGAUGAAGAAGCUACAACAACUGAGGAAACGGUAGAGGAUGUUAAGGUGCUAGAUGAUAAGUCUACAGCAGAUGGGAAACCUGUAGAGAAUGCCACAGUCGCGACAAAUGAGGAUUCAACAACAGUUGAGAAUACUCUGAAGGAUGCAAUGGUUGCGCCACCAGGUACAAAUACCACCAACGCCGAAGAAACUGCUCUGGGUGCCACAGUUAAAGCACUAGAUGAGGAUGCUCUAGCAGUGGAGAAGACUAUAGAGGAUACCUCGGUUGAGGCAUCAGAUGUACAAGCAGGCAGGUGCAAGUGAGUAAACCAGCUUAUCGAACCUUGCGUUCCUGUCAGUUUCUGUUGAUAUCGACGUAGUUUGCUCAACUGAUUCUCUCAUCUAGAACUUUAGAUGAUGUGUUCUGUAUAGAAAACCUGAAACUACUUUAGCAUCAUAAGGCCAUUAGGUAUUGACAACUAGGGCAUCUAUAUCCUUCUCCCCCUUUUUUGCUCUAUAAACUUCACCUAGUUGUAUUGGGCGCGUACGUGUUGGUGUUGUCAUAAACACAAUUUCCUCCUAUAUGUCAGUUCAAUGCUCAGGUGAUCAGUGACUGAGUGAAAGCCUUGAAUCAAUAGGGGGAAGGCAUGUUCAUUACUACAUUUAACGGUUAGGCUUGCGAGUCUUUAGAUUAUCUACUUGGAUCAAAUGAUUCUUGUAUCAUUUGCCAUUUGUAACCAACUGUGUUCUGGAAUCCUUUUAUCAUAUUACGUAGAAUAUUUAGAUAAUUCUAUCUUCUCA
Zea mays is the source of this 4765-nucleotide messenger RNA. Its product is annotated as Putative PWWP domain family protein. The record is from RefSeq and is a predicted model, not a curated record. NCBI's taxonomy places the organism in Eukaryota, Viridiplantae, Streptophyta, Magnoliopsida, Poales, Poaceae. The coding region runs from base 236 to 4288 and encodes 1350 amino acids. The transcript has 4 exons.